Molecule: messenger RNA, 640 nt
Organism: Rhopalosiphum maidis (corn leaf aphid)
Lineage: Eukaryota; Metazoa; Arthropoda; Insecta; Hemiptera; Aphididae
Product: flexible cuticle protein 12-like
Exons: 3
Coding region: 130-495 (121 amino acids)
Cellular component (GO): chitin-based extracellular matrix
Molecular function (GO): structural constituent of chitin-based larval cuticle
Source: RefSeq, a predicted model, not a curated record
AAAUAACCUUAUAAAUUGACAUGUACAUCGUUCACCUAGUUAGUUCAGCUACUGGAACCAACACAAUUGGACAUCCAUACGCAUAUCUACCGGCAAUUUUUUUCAUUUCAUCAAUCGACGAAAAACGAAAUGAAUACAACCACGAUUUUAGUUUUGGCGGUGUUUGUCUUCUCCCAAUGGUCUACCGCUGCCGUAGUGCCUACAUAUCCAACGGAAAAACCUAAGACCCCUGUGAUUGCGCAACUGUUGAGAAAUGAUUAUAUCUACGACAAUUACGGACAGUUCAGUCUCAACUAUCAGGUGGAUGAUGGGACAUCGCAGACCAGAGAAGGAACGUUGGUAUUGAACGACGAAGGAGACGAUUACGUUUUGAUUCAAAAGGGCUCAUACUCAUACAUUUCUCCCGAAGGUAUCAACAUUACGGUGACGUAUACAGCCGACAAGGAUGGUUUCAAGAUUGUUGAAUCGACUAACGAUGUACCCGCCAGAGUGUAACCAAAACAUUCAAACAUAGUCCAUAGUAAAAUAAUAUAUCAUUAUAAUAUAAUAUUGUAUCAGGUUUAAUGUCUACGCGCAAAUUUUAUAUUGAUCAUAUCAUUAUUUUAAACUGAUUAUAUAGUUUUGUAGUUGUAGUAUUAUA